GGAAUUCGGAAAUAUGAUCCCCACCACAGUUGCAACAUUUUACAUUCACACUCUUCAAUAACAUAUUCAUUCCGUCUGCAAACACUUUACACAUGGCCAAACUUCUUACACGAACGUUCUUACGGCGUAUCUUAUAUAUAUCCCAACUUUACAUAGGGUGGUAAACACUCAACCAUCAAUAAUACAGAAACGUUGCUCCUUUUCCCCAUUCUCCAUACGGGUCAAGCGACGUGCAUUAACUACUCCUGGAAUUUUUAGCCUAAGAUAUUGAUUAUCAAUGUCCAAAGGGACGCCAGAGAUAACAUAUUUUACCGGUGCCCUGCUCCGAAAAUCAAAGCUGUUCACUUCAUGCAUCGAUAAUUCCGCGAGCCACAAUGCACACUCCUUUUGCUCUUUAGAUACACACGAUAUCAACACCAUACCACUCCUGGUUACUUUGACUGCAUCUACUUUCCCCAACGCCUUCUUCACCAUCCUCGUGACUUCAAAAGGGUUUCCCAAAUAAACAUCCUUAUCCAAAAAACGUACUCCAACAAGCAGCGAUUCAUCAGACUCAUUUUCCACAUAUUUUUUUGCCCUUUUUGUUCCAUUCUUGGACUUCACUGUUGUCCAGUUAUCUUUCUCGCUAACUGUACUCGACGUCCUUUCAGUUUCAAACGACACUUCUGCUUCCGCCAUCUCCCCUUCUCCCUACCCUGAAGAUCACUGACGUCAUGAUUGAAACUCUUUUUCUUGUUGUUUUGAACUCGGCAAAAAAAAUUUGAUUAGGCAAAAGUACAAACCAAUCUGGGACCAGGCUAAAUUGAAAGUUGGGAAAAGGUUGGAUUUGAAAAUGAAAGGACUGUCUUGAUAAGUAGAUUUGGGAAAUUGUGGAGGUCUGCUGAAUCAGUCAUCAUUCUGAUAUCAAUGUAUGACCACUGUCCAUGAAGGAGAGGAAAGGAGGAAAAUUGGGGUCGCGGGAUUUUGGGCAGAACGCGAGAUUUCCCAUGUGACCAAGGGAACCGUGUUUUGUUGCUGGCUGGCAUGACUUUCUAAACCACUAUCUCGCUAGCUAGCACGUGAGCAUAUUUGCAAUUCGCAUGGAGCUUCCAGAGCCGAUCAGAAGACGUUUAGGAGACUUUUCCAGAACUGUGUUUGUUGAUCAGAGUCAUACUCAACCAUCUCCCGAAGAUGUCACGUUUUUGGGGCACAACAGUGAGGUUGUCUCCAGCCUGCCUCUCCAGAUGUCACUGUUCUUCAACAUGUGUUUUUUCCCACUGUGGUGGAUCAGCGAGGUGGUGAUGCUGCACCUCAAGUAUCCAGCCCUUCCUGACUACUAUAAGUUCAUCCUCAUCACCAUUCUCAUUCUGAUGACUCUCAUAGAGGCUAUCAGACUCUACCUAGGCUAUGCAGGAAAUUUGCAAGAGAAGGUUCCUGAGCUGGCUGGUUUCUGGCUCCUGAGUCUCCUGCUGCAGUUUCCUUUGAUUCUGUUUCAGCUCUUCAACCAAGCCAUUCUGAUCCAACCUCUGGAGAGAGGGGUUCACAUCAUUCUGGCCCUGUUCAUACUCACACAGGCCCUCUCUGGCUUUGUGGCUCUGCGUGGGAUGGUCAGACACACAGAGAGCCACUUCCACCUCAGACAGUUUGAUGGGGUUCAGGACCUGAGGGCAGCCUGACUGCUCUGCUGAGCUGACACGCAGAGAUAGAGGUACUCAGGUGUAAAUCUCCCAUUGAUGUUGAUUAUCAUUAAGGAGAAAUUUGAGUUGCUUAAGUGUAUCUCAAGUUAGAAUUCAGCUCUGUGUUUUAUCAGUGGACCAUGUUCAGCCAUUUACACAGAUGUAUUUUAUUGAUGUUUGUGCCUUGAGUGAUUAUUUUUAUUUUUGUAUUGAUGUGAAGACAAUAAAGGUUUGGGGUUUUA
This is a messenger RNA of Coregonus clupeaformis (lake whitefish), 1897 nucleotides long. RefSeq names its product transmembrane protein 17 (gene tmem17). Lineage: Eukaryota; Metazoa; Chordata; Actinopteri; Salmoniformes; Salmonidae. The record is from RefSeq and is a predicted model, not a curated record. The coding region runs from base 1080 to 1655 and encodes 191 amino acids. Gene Ontology annotation, cellular component: ciliary transition zone. Gene Ontology annotation, biological process: non-motile cilium assembly. The transcript has 5 exons.